GUCGCACGAGGUCACCAUUAUCGGAAUUGAAAUAUCCGUCACGUCUGUCGACUUUAAUAUAACCUCUGUUUUGAUUUUUUCGUGAUUGCCUGUCGAGCGAAGACGCUGUAAAAACUAAAAUCAGAAAUGGGCAUCGGUGGCACGUUGUACAAUGUCGUUCUUAGACGCACAUCUACAUUUACGCUCGUCGUUUUAGCCUCCGCCUUCGUCUUCGAAAGGUCAUUUGAUGUGGCUGCCGACAAGAUUUUUGAAACUAUUAACAAAGGGAAACUAUGGAAAGACAUAAAGCACAGAUAUGAGUAAUGAAUGAGAUAUUUUAGAGACAAUGUGUGUUAGCUUUAUAUGUAACAAAUAUAUGCUCUAUCUUCAAAUAUGUAUAAAUAAAUAACAACUUAGAUUUAUACAUGUGUA
This is a messenger RNA of Nylanderia fulva, 411 nucleotides long. RefSeq names its product ubiquinol-cytochrome C reductase complex subunit oxen (gene ox). Gene Ontology annotation, cellular component: respiratory chain complex III. The record is from RefSeq and is a predicted model, not a curated record. Gene Ontology annotation, biological process: mitochondrial electron transport, ubiquinol to cytochrome c. NCBI's taxonomy places the organism in Eukaryota, Metazoa, Arthropoda, Insecta, Hymenoptera, Formicidae.